This is a messenger RNA of Thlaspi arvense, 3383 nucleotides long. Lineage: Eukaryota; Viridiplantae; Streptophyta; Magnoliopsida; Brassicales; Brassicaceae. The record is from the annotation of a GenBank genome assembly.
CUUUGAACUUCGCUUUCUGGCCUUAGACUACAAUCAAAACAAUAUCCUCUGAGUUGAUAUUGUUUAAGCUUGAACCCCAAGCUACCAAAACCCCUACUCUUCCCCUUCGAUUCCGGUAGUAAGUAGCAAUGGAAGCUGAUGGUCAGAGACUUUACUCUGUUCUCACGAGAGAAGAAGUUGGUGAGAAGAUGAUGAAGCAAAUCGAACAGAUCUCGGAAGUCUUCUCGGUGUCGAAGUCCGAUGCAGCCGUAAUCCUCAACCAUGUCAAAUGGAACUCGUUUCGGGCUUCAGAUCGGUUGGGUGACAACAAGGAGAAAUUUCUGGCGGAACUAGGGCUGGUAAGAGUUUUGAAUUCGAGUUCUUCUUCUGCAGGUCGUAAGACCCAUUCUGAUGGCGAUUACGAUAGUGAGCUUCUUAAAUCUUUCAUGGAUGAGACCAAAGUGAAAUGGUGUCCAUCCCCGGGGUGCAACUACGCCCUCGAGCGUGAAGAUGAUGAUGAGUCAUCUGUUUGUUUUGGCAUGGUGUGUCUGUGCGGACACACCUUCGGCUGGAGGUGCGGGCGAGAGUCCCACCGACCAGCAACUUGCAAGCAGGCGGAAUCCUGGCCAACGCAGUUGGAUGCAUUAAAGAACGAUGCUUGGGUCUCUGAAAACACCAAACGUUGUCCUGGUUGCAACUUUGCCGUGCAGCGGGACGGUGACCCUGAUUUGAAACUCAUAACUUGUGUCUGCGGUUGCGACUUCUGUUGGUGUUGCUUCCGAUCGAAGGAAGCCCACAACGGCAAGUGGAACUGCCGUGACGUAUCCGCGUCACCGAAAAGGAAGCGCGGGAGAGAGGAUAAUGAGUUCACUUACCUGCGUCAGUGGGAGAAACUUGAAGAAGAAUGGGAGAAAUCCAAGACCGAGUUCGAAUCCAUCGAGGAGAAUGGCAUUCCAGGUCUAAGCGACGAAGACGCAAGUGUUUUAAGAGAAGCGAUGCUGGUGGUGGUCCAAUGCAGACUCGUGCUCAAGUGGAGCUGUGUCUUCGAAUAUAACAUACCUGAUGACCAAAUCGGCAGGAAGCAGUACGUGAAGGAACGUCGAGGAGAUGCUACCAAAAUUCUAGUUAAGCACAGCGAUACUCUCCAAAAAGAGAUGAACCAAGCUCUCUCAUCUGAAGAUUUCAGUUAUUUCAAGGUCAGAGUGUCUAACAGCACAGCAACCACCGGUGAGUACUUCCAUAGUUUUGUCGAGUUACUUGACAAGGUUCCUGAAGUUAAGCUUCUGAUAACAGCAACACUGCAAGUGUCGCAAGUGCUCAUCAGCAAGUCCCAAACAAUCAAGGAGAAACCAAUCCAUGAGAGUGAUGCCAUGGAAGCCGAUGGGCAGAGACUCUACUCCGUUCUUACGAGAACAGAGGUUCGCGAGAAGAUGAUGAAGGAAAUCGCCCAGAUCUCGGACGUCUUUUCGCUGUCACAAUCCGACGCAACCGUGAUCCUAAUCCGUCUCCGUUGGAACUCGUUCAAGGCUUCAGAUCUUUUGGGCGACGACAAGGAGAAGUUUCUGGCGGAAUUAGGGUUGAUUAAAGAUUUCGGUUCCGAUCAAAACGAAUCGAAUUCUUCCUCUGUAGAUCAUGAUAUGAACGAUCCCGAUGGCGAUGGGAAUGAUCUUGUCUCCACUCCCUUUUGCUCACACAAGUUUCUCACAACUUACUGGAGAGAUUAUCUCAUCGAAUCUCUGGAGAAGAAGAAGAAGAACAGUAAAAAUGAGGACGAGAGCGUAAUAGUAAUAUCUUGCAUCAACCAAGACUGUGUCGCUUCCGUUGGACCUGAUACGAUCGAAAAACUCACAGAGCCAGUGCAGGCGAUGUACGAGAGUUACCUUCUGGAAUCUUUCAUGGAGAGUAACAAGGAAUCGAUCAAAUGGUGUCCUGCGACUGAGUGCGAUUACGCCAUAGAGCGUCAUGGGGAUCUGAUUGAAGAUGAUGAUGAUGAGUCAUCUCUUGGUUUCGGUGUGGUGUGUCUGUGUGGUCACACCUUCUGUUGGAGUUGCCAGCUCGAGUCACACCGACCCGUGACUUGCAACAAUGCUUCCCUUUGGUGCUCUGACCUCUUAGAUCGAUCAAAGACCCGUUUAUGGAUCGCUAGAAACACCAAACGUUGUCCUACUUGCAGCAGUCUCGUGCAGCGAAACCGUGACCCUUAUUUGAGAUUCGUAAUUUGUACCUGCAGCCAUAGAUUCUGUUACCGGUGCUUGCGAUCAGAGUUGGAGCACUACGGAGUAUGGAAUUGUGCGGAAGUCUCUGUUCCACCAGCAAGGAGUGACGACGCUCUAACUCAGCACGUGACACUCUGGGAGGCAAGUCAAGCAGCAAUGCAGAAAUCUAAACAAGAUCUUGAAGCCAUUGAGCAAGACAGCAUUCCAAAACUAACCGGGAACUGCGGUUUAGGAGAGCAAGAGUUUAGGGCUCUGAGAGAAGCUUGGAUGCUGAUCGUUCAGUGCAGGCUUGUCUUGAAAUGGAGCUAUGUGUUUGGUUAUUUCAUAAGCGAUUACCACAGCGCCAAGAAGCAGUACCUGGAUCACCUCAGAGAGGAAACUGACAGAGUUCUCGAUAACCACAAAUGGAGUCUAGAUGAGUUGAUGAGAGUAGCCAGCUCAGGUGAAGACAUGACCUGUUUCCAGCACUUCAAGCACAAGUUGGGAAUUACAACAACAGCAACUGGUAAUUACUUCCAUUUCUUUGUCAAGACUAUUGAAGAUGGUCUGUCUGAUGUGAAGGCUGAUGCUUAUGAGGAUACAACGACCGGUUACUGGUUCUGCGAUCGCUGCACUUUUCAGAACGAUUCGUUUGAUAGAAAGUGUAACGUGUGCCUCGCCCCUUUUGAGUCUCCUCCUCCCCAUGUGGCUUCUGGUAACAAGGAUACUGCAGUUGCUCAUCAUCAACAAGUCCCAAACAUGCCCAAUAAUCCAUUUGCUCACGUGGAGGAACCCAUACUUGAAACAUCGAUUAAGACUGAGUGAUGAGUGAGCGAAUAGUGGAUUUUUGGCUUAUUUUUAGCCUUGACUUUUGUUUGAAGACAUUUGUUCUUGGUGUUGGAACAUCUUUUAUCAUAUCAGAGUAUUAGAGCACUGUUGUUUUUUCUUUUCUUCAUUCUUUUGUUAAUUUUCUUCGUGUGUGCGUUUCCUUUUGUUACAUGAAAACGCAAACACAAGGAAACAAUGUAUCGAAUAUUGUUACUUUUUAGUUUUUUAGUAGGGAAUAAAAAGAUGUUGAAGAAGAAGACAGUGAUUUUGCAGCCAUACAUGUGUAACAUUUUAAAACUAAAAUAAUAAACUAAGGAAAAAAAAAUCCGGUGGAUGAGAAAAUUUAACGGUCUAAGUAUAUACGACACCGUGCAACAGUUG